Messenger RNA from Trypanosoma cruzi, 1239 nucleotides. Its product is annotated as metallopeptidase, putative. NCBI's taxonomy places the organism in Eukaryota, Euglenozoa, Kinetoplastea, Trypanosomatida, Trypanosomatidae. Gene Ontology annotation, cellular component: COP9 signalosome; cytoplasm. The record is from RefSeq and is a predicted model, not a curated record. Gene Ontology annotation, molecular function: protein binding; metallopeptidase activity; deNEDDylase activity. Bases 1 to 1239 code for a protein of 412 amino acids. Gene Ontology annotation, biological process: protein deneddylation. The transcript has a single exon.
AUGAUGAUGAUGCGGCCUGACGCUGGAAGACGGGGAGAUCGCCAUGAGGUGACACGUAGUCAAUGGGAGAUGCAUAACUCCGUCAUCACGGAUGACGCGUUUUUAUUCCCCAAAAUGGAGCUCAUGGAGGAGCUGCACAAAACACAGCCGUGGAAGAAGUCACCGCGCUAUUUCCAACGCGUGAAGGUUUCUGUUCUCGCGGCGCUGCAGAUGAUGAUCCACGCGAAACGUGGAAGCCCCAACGUGACGUGCUCCAACGGCAGUGGCGUUGCUGACUCUUCUGCGGCAUCCAUGCGAAAUGAGCCGAGCCGCGAGAAUUGGUUUGAGGUGAUGGUUCUCAUGCUGGGCCACUUUAACGAGGAUGAAAUGAUUGUCACGAGUGCCUUUGCUCUCCCAGUCGAUGCCUCCGAGGUGGAGUGUUCCAUGAAUGACGCCUCCCAGUUGUACAUGCUUGACUUCCUUCAGUACCAUCAGCGCGGCGGGACGCAGGAAGGCUGCAUCGGGUGGUACCACAGCCACCCUGGCUACACCUGUUUCCUUUCUGGCACAGAUGUUAACACGCAGCAGCUUGGACAAACUGCACAAGACCCGUGGCUGGCUAUUGUCGUUGACCCUGUGCGCACCAUCUCGACUGGCAAGUUGGAUAUGAAGGCUUUUCGUACGUUUCCAGAGAAAUACGUGGCAGAGCAACAGGGGACAAGUCAACACACACAAGGAAAGCAUUGGGAAGGGUCCACGACAUCUACGUGGGUGCCUUCUGAGCGUAUCAGGGAGUACGGAGUACAUGCACACCGCUACUAUGAGCUGCCCAUUACUCUCGUGCGUAGCAAAGACGAUGAGGCACAAUUGGAGUGUUUGUGGUCGCGUUACUGGGCACUGACAUUCUGUUCCAACCUCUUCACUGCGAAUCGAAAGCUCAUGACAAAACAGAUCCACCAAUUGGCUGAAGUGCUUGAAAGUGGCGUGGCAAGUCGACAUCAAACGAUGAUGAAGGGGGAUGGGUAUUUGCCUGGUCAUAAAUUAGGGAGUCAGCACCAACGUAAAGGCGGUGGUGCGGUGGAUGACGAGACACCCGAUGGUGUUGAAGCGUUUAAGCAAAGGAGCCUUCAUGUGCGUUACUUGACGUCUUCUUUGACAUCAGAGGCGGCGUCGGGGGGGAACACUGCUGGUGGUCAAAAAUUCCGUCUUUCGAGCAUGAUUUUUCUUUUAGUUUUAGCGCGUGUAUUUUUAUCUUUUUAA